This is a messenger RNA of Fusarium mangiferae, 1557 nucleotides long. RefSeq lists its product as uncharacterized. The transcript is spliced from 3 exons. Lineage: Eukaryota; Fungi; Ascomycota; Sordariomycetes; Hypocreales; Nectriaceae. The record is from RefSeq and is a predicted model, not a curated record. Bases 1 to 1557 code for a protein of 518 amino acids.
AUGGCAGACGACUUAUUAUUCUCUUCCAAACUCGACCGCAUUCUGCGCCUAAAUCACCGCUUGACUAUGCUCAUCAACAAUCUAGCUCAGAAAACAGGAGACAUAGACAUCACCCAAGAAGUCAAGAACCUCCUCAAGCAACUUUAUGACAGCUUCUCUAGACUUUCCGACGUCCUCAGCAGAAAUCUUCGGUGCCUGGCGUUCCUUCUUCCAACCUAUCAGGCACUGCGGCAACUUCCCUCCUGCGGAGAGUUCGUCGCAGCGAGAUUGCUUCUCUUCACUGGAUGGACGUUUACUCAGGCACCUGGGCUGAAACUGAAGUACAAGGGGGAAGUGGUCCAAGAGACAAAACCCUUGCACGAAUUCAUCGCCGAUCUCGAUGAUGCACUCCUUGAGCCGUUAACGAAGAUGUGGGAGCUCAGUCAAUCUCGCGAGCGAUUCGACUGGAUAUACACAGAUUUUAAUAUCACCCACUAUGAUGAGAUGAGCGAAGCGCUUGCACUUUCUCCACAAGAGCUCAAAGAUCUCGAUGGUAUUCGAGGACCGAUCCCCCGGUGGGACUGUGGUGAGCAAGACUGGGAUGAUUUCGAAUGGAAGGAAAAGGGUUCUGAUGGUCCUCUAAAUGACUUGUUGGAGUAUAACUACCGGGACGAUGAUGCACCUGAUGUGAACUUCGCCAAUAACUUUCAUAUCUUUCGCCGAUCGCAUCAAUUUUGCCUGGAUGCCAGGCAAAAGUCUGAAGCCCACAUCGGGCGGCAACAGCAUCAAAUAUUUGACGACGUCGCGCGUCACCUUGGUCUCCCUCCGGAAAUGCGCAAUAGAAUCCUAAGCUACGUCGAAUACCGCGACCCAUUUCCAUACCUGGAGAAGAUCGAUCUCGCAGAGGCAUAUGUUCCCUUCCCUAAAGUCGGGGAGCACUGCACCCGCUGCGGCGCCAUCGAAGGAGAAUCGACCGCCCAACGAACUUGUCCUCAGAAAGCCAUACACGUAUGGAACCUGGCCUUGCGACGAUUCCACACAUUCCAUAGGAACAGCUGCAAACAAUGGUCUCUUUGCACCCAACACGACUGCACCGGGCACCACGAUGACGAAGAAGACUGGGAAGUCGCAGGAGAGCCUGAGUUUACCAGAUACCUUGAGUCCCUAGCUGCACGAGGCAACGAUGAGUUUGCAUCUCUUGAUCAAGUUGGCCUUGGGCCCAUGCACCCCAUCCGACUAGAGGUAGAAGCCGACACCGCAAGGGAAUAUGCGCUUUUCGGAGGCAACGGUAUCUACGGCGACUCAAGUGAUGAUGCAAGGAUGAUAGGAGGUCUCGGGGGAUUGAAGGACGCCAUGAUCCACGGACGUACCCUAAUCACUGCAUGGGAGGGAUAUGACGAUGAUUCCAUUUUCUAUGUCGGUGCUCAAGCCUGGGAACCGUCUUGGCAGUACGGUCGUAAUUUGUACGAUGAGAAGGUCGCCACAGUGGUUAUCAAAAGGCUACACUCGGAGGAUGAAUGUGAGUCAUGUGUAGAGGCAGAGGAACAAUUCGAUGAGUUCCCAUUGAUUUCUGUUUGA